CCGGUGCUCGCGACCACAGCCCCGCCGACUCAUUACGGACUCAACUCGUGACGGACGGCGCCUGUUUUGCACGGCGGACCUUGACAGAGUCUUUCACCCCGUCUGCCAUCCUCGACAUCUUUUCCUGAAAGAAGUAUUGAUGGAGGCAUCUGGCGCGACGAUGGGUCUUCGCCCGCUUCCCUUCUUCCAUAUGCCCUUUGGAAUCUCUGGCCCGGCACCAGCGGAUCUCGCACCAGCACCCCGCCCACGCGUUUUGCGGCGCUCGCGCGCUCGGAUUCCGCAGACCUUUGCACUCUCCCGUGAUAAUCUCUUGAAUUCCAGCUCCCGUUCUGCAAGCAGCUUCAGCACCGCAUAUCGUCCCGCAGAAAAUGUCUCGACGCCAACUCUGCUCCACACUCCCGCUUCCCCGCCAGCAAACGUCGACGCCAUGGACGUCGACCAGGAUAUACCCCAUUCAUUCCCCUCUCACCCGCUCUCCUCGCCCUUUCCCGCUAGCACCCUCCUCUCGCCCACCUCCAGCCCCCUCCUCGACGACCUCGACGAGUUCAGCGGGCUCGCACAGCUCGAUAUCCCGGCGCCCAUGAUAAGCACGGAUAAUGCCUAUCAGACCCACUCGCAGCGACACGCGCCACCGACUCAGGCGGAUGUCGCGAUCCAGCCGCACGCGCACGAUCAUCUGGAGCCUACGCCCCUCGCCGCGUCGCGCAAGUGCGCCAGCAACCGGAACUCGCUGAGCAGGCCAUCAGGCGAUGCUCAUGCGGCGCGCGGGAGCGGACGCUGGGAGGGGAUUUUGGGCUCGGAUGGUGGUAGUGGGGAGCUGCUAGGCGCGGGGGCGUGGAGUGGGGCUGCACCAGCGACUGCGGCUUCAUUGCUCGGGAAGGGCGCUAGAAAGCGGUCGAGCGAGGAUAUCUCGGGUGCGACGUUCGGGGGCUUGGAGCUGACGCGGCGGAGGAGGAUUGGCUGAGGGGUUUUAGAGGUGCGUCGCGGAGGGCGGGCACUGCUGCACGAUGGUUAUACACGGUUGACAUCCCGUUCCACCGCCAGGGUGGCAUAUACAUAUCGCAAGGUCGUAUACUUUUUCUCCUUCCUCCUUCAACUUCAUGUUGUACUGGGUUUAGUGUAUUGGACGCUCGGCCGAACUUAAUGGUAGUUUACACAUCUGUAUAAUAGAUUUUGCAAGGAUAUGCGGAGUUGCACAGGAGGCGAGGGUGG
This is a messenger RNA of Schizophyllum commune H4-8, 1212 nucleotides long. RefSeq lists its product as uncharacterized. The record is from RefSeq and is a predicted model, not a curated record. Lineage: Eukaryota; Fungi; Basidiomycota; Agaricomycetes; Agaricales; Schizophyllaceae. The transcript is spliced from 4 exons. Bases 140 to 964 code for a protein of 274 amino acids.